Messenger RNA from Aspergillus welwitschiae, 438 nucleotides. RefSeq lists its product as uncharacterized. The record is from RefSeq and is a predicted model, not a curated record. The transcript has a single exon. NCBI's taxonomy places the organism in Eukaryota, Fungi, Ascomycota, Eurotiomycetes, Eurotiales, Aspergillaceae. The coding region runs from base 1 to 438 and encodes 145 amino acids.
AUGACGUUGGAGUUACACAUAGAAGUGUUUAAAAAUGGAGAUAAUCCCAACCAACGAUCCCACUGGGGCUUCCUUUUGGCGAAGCCGGAAGAAGACUUCGGUGACCUCUACCAUGUGCAACUGAUCGACCAAUCGACACUUUGGUAUCAGCUGGCUGUUCGUGAAGCUACUACCAUUAAAACCCGGCACGCUAUCGGAAUGUGCAAGAUCGCGCGUCUGAACGCUGGACUCCGUUCAAAGGUCGUUGAGAUCAUCUCAAAUGAGCCUGCUCCUAGGGGCGAUAAAAGAAGAUGCCAGGAUUGGACAAUUGAUGUAUUGGCUUCUCUUGAAGUGGAGGAGCUUAUUGAAGCUGGGACUGCCGAGAGGUGGAACAAGAGAGUGGGUAUGAACGUGAAGGAUAUUGCGAAAGACUGUGGCAAUGACUGGAUUGAGUUUUAA